CAAGAAGCGCUUGUAAACAGAGAGCCGGGCCGGGAUGGUCUGUGGCGGAAAGGGCCGUGACCGUGAGGAGAGCUGGCUGCCAAAGCCGAACCCCAGCCAGAAGAAGGCUGCAGGCCCCGCAGGUGAAGGGGGAGAAGUAGCCGGCGGCCAGGAAAUUAAAGAUGGUGGUGACAUUGCCUUGACAAGCACUUCCUGUUGUCUUUAUAGAGGUCUCACUGAAGAAUAAUCUCAAAGGAAUGUUUGUCUCCCAGUACCUUUGUUGAUGAUUGUUGUCAUCUAGCAGAUGCUUUUAAUGUCCCAGAAAACAUCAACCACCCUUGUGCUUGACCUGCUCUGGGCAGCUGAAUGAAAGUUCCUUCCAGUUGUUUCCAGAACUCUGUUGCCCAGAACACCUCUCUUCGUCGGGUGAAUGUUCAUGAAGCCCUUUCCUGAACCAGCUUAGGAGGCUUAGGCCGCUUGGAGCCUGUGACAUGGAAGCUUUGGAAGUGGAUGAUAUCAGCCCAGCCCUGGAAGUUACUGAGGAUUUCUUUAGUACUUUUGAUAGUAAGCUAGAAAAGGCUGUGCAGCAAGCAGAGGUUUAUGGGAUUCAGGAAGUCCCUGAACUGGUGGGGCAUGAGGUCCUCAGUAACAUAGACAAUGGUGCCAUCAGAAAUGUCUCCUCCCUGGGCAAGGGAGGCAUGAUCUGGGACCAUUGUAAGACCAGGUUCUUAGAAACCAAAGCUCAAAAUGUCUUCCCUGCCAAAGAACAGUUUAUGGUCCAGAAAGGGACAACCCCAGAUAAUCUGUCCUGGAUGGAACAAAAGGAAGCUUCAACCUUUGAGUUUUUCAACAUCUGUCAGCGUCGGAGGGACAGACCUCGUUCUGUGAAUGACUUAUUGGAUGAGACCUCUACUUUUAAGCCCGGCCAUGCUCGAUCGAGGUCCGAUGUUACCCAGGUGGACUGGCGGGUGGUCCUCAAAACCACGCCUCUGCAGCAGCAGCAACAACCACCUCUUCAGGGCCCUCACUUCACCAGGCCGUCUUUCCUGUUGUCCUCAUCAGACAAGGUAGAAGAUGCUCAAGGAAAUAUGGAACACAAGCAGGCAUUCCCAAACAUUCUGAAAAAGGGUUACCUGGAGAUUCGGAAGGACCAUGACAGUUACUGGCAAAGCUGUUAUGCAGAACUGUCCCCCUACAGCUUAUACUUCUACAGCCUCGACAGCAGUGGGAAUCAAAACCUCUACGCCACGUACCAGCUGUCACACUUCCAGAGCAUAUCUGUUCUGGGCAACCUCGAGGCCAGGCUGGUGGAUACUGUUCUGUAUGACAACACUCAGCUGCAGCUGAAGGCAGAGUCGCCAUGGGAGGCUUUGGACUGGGGGCAGAAGCUUUGGGAAGGUGUGCACGCCGCCGCGCCUGCUUACGGGGGACGGCCAGGGGAGCUGGCUGACUCACCGGGGCUCGGUCAUCAUGUCGACUGUGCACAGAAUCGUUGCUUGCAGAAGAAGUCCAGCGAGCUGCUCGUGCCAUCCCCUGUCUUGGAUAGCCCCAAAGAGUACCAAAACAUCCUCAAAUCGGGGACGCUGUACAGGCUGACCAUCCAAAACAACUGGAAGGCAUUUACGUUUGUCCUGAGCAGGGCCUACCUGAUGGCUUUUCAGCCCAGCAAGCUGGACGAGGAUCCCCUGCUGAGCUACAAUGUGGAUGUGUGUCUGGCCGUCCAGAUGGACACCCUGGAUGACUGUGACUCUUGCUUUCAAGUCAUUUUCCCCCAAGAUGUCCUCCGCCUCCGUGCUGAGACCCGGCAGAGGGCCCAGGAGUGGAUGGAGGCUCUGAAAACAGCUGCCAAUGCGGCAAGGAGUUCAGAACAAAACCUGCAGGUCACGCUGAGGACCAAAGCCAAGGAUCAGAUGGGUGGGCAUGAACUCAGGAAGAACAAACGCCAGUCUGUGACCACCAGCUUCCUCAGCAUCCUGACGACUUUGUCUUUGGAACGAGGACUCACUGCUCAGAGUUUCAAAUGUGCAGGAUGCCAGCGGUCCAUAGGCCUUUCCAAUGGGAGAGCCAAGGUGUGCAAUUACAGCGGCUGGUAUUACUGCAGCAGCUGCCACGCGGACGACAGUUUUCUCAUCCCGGCCCGCAUAGUCCACAACUGGGAUACUUCAAAGUAUAAGGUGUCUAAGCAGGCCAAAGAGUUUCUGGAGUACGUGUACGAAGAGCCCCUGAUCGACAUCCAGCAGGAGAACCCCAUGCUGUACGGACACGCCGAGCCGCUGGCCACCGUGGUGCGCCUGCGGCAGCGGCUGAAAUCGCUGCGAGCCUAUUUGUUCAGCUGCCGGGCAGCGGUGGCCGAGGAUCUGCGCCGCAGAAUUUUCCCCAGAGAAUACCUCCUUCAACAGAUCCACCUGUAUUCCCUCGCUGAUCUGCAGCAGGUGAUAGAGGGAAAGCUGGCUCCAUUCUUGGGCAAGGUCAUUAAAUUUGCCGCCUCACACGUGUACAGCUGCAGUCUUUGUAGCCAGAAGGGGUUCAUCUGUGAAAUCUGUAACAAUGGAGAGAUCCUCUACCCUUUUGAGGAUAUUUCAACAAGCAGGUGUGAAAGCUGUGGAGCCGUUUUCCACUCUGAAUGCAAAGAAAAGUCUGUCCCCUGCCCAAGGUGUGUCCGCCGAGAGCUGCAGAUGAAGCAGAAGUCUUUCUGGCGGAGGCUGAACAUGGACGAGAGCCUGGAGGAGGCUUGCAACAUGUUUGAGCUGUCCUUCCAGAACACCUGACUCAGCGGGAGCCCAAGGCCGGGCAGUGACCUCUCAAGCAUCCAUCAGCCCCAAUGGCUUCCUAACUAGCCAGUUAGACCCCUCCGGGAGAAGAGUACGUCUCACCCUCAGCUAGAUAUAGAUAUAUAUUUAUAAAUGUACACACACACAUACCUAUACGUCCUGUACGUAUGUUCUGUAUAAGUCGUUGUCCUAAAGGUCCAUGGAGCUUUGUGGCUCAAAAAAUUACCAGUAGCCGAAUUAUACUUAGCCAUGAAUUUCAGCUGCUUGCUCCCAAGCAAAACGUGUUUUACACACAAGGCUUUAUAGUUCAGACUUUUUUUUCGGCUCUCAAGGGCCAUUUAUUACACGGGACACAGGAGAAAGCAUUUCCUGCAGAGCAACAGUGCUUCGAGUUAUUUCUGUGUUAUUUAUUUUUAGCCUUCACGGAGGAUGAGGUAACUGAGGCAAGCACCCAUCAUCAUAUUUCAUAAGAAAAUCUUCAAAACACAGCAAUGACUCCUGGAUCCUUCCAGGACCCGGUGUCCCUGGCUCUCACCUCGGUAUCUUCGCAGAGGCAGAGUUCACCUCAGCUGAGUUGAAUGGCUUGGAAAUCAGGAGUGCGAGCUCCCUCUGACAGAAAGCAUGUGGCCCUAAUUUAUUAGGGGAGCUAAUGCUGGUUCUGAAGUUAAUCUCAGAAAGGGUUUUGCUUGAGAAAAGACCUCAGUAACCUACAUGUUGUCGGUCUGUUUGCUGGUACGAAUCCCGACGCCUGCCCAGUGAUGUGACGCUCCACGGUAUUUGCCAGGCUGGAAACAUGGCUCUCUUAAGACCAGUCUUCCAGGAGUUUCAUGGGUGACGGUUACGAUUUUUUAAUGGUGCUGGCCUGAGGAAAUUGCCUAGGAUUGUUGUUAAAUACAUCGGUUUAUAGACCAGGAGGUCGGAUGUAGAGUACGGACAUUCCAAGAGAUGGUCUGCAAUUUCUUUUCACAGAAUCCUGUGUAGGCAAUUCCCACCUAUUCAUUAUAAGUGCUUUAUUUUUCAUUGUUCUUCAUUGCCCUCUCAUUUUGACUUUUAAUUUGUCAAUGUAACCACUUCUGCUUUCAUAUUUUUUAAUUGUCUUGAAAAAUCAGAGUAACUUGGAACUUUAAAAUAUCAACUUUAGACUAUUAAGAAAAUACCAAACUUACAAAUACAAUUAAUGAAUUAAAUCUGAUAUGAUUUAAAUAAAUAUAUAUACACAUAUGCAAUUGCCACCAUAAACUGAAAUGAAAAGUACUAGGAUAAUAUAGGAAUAAGAAAUAGAAUGAAUCGCUUAGGCAUUUGGCAGGGGAAUGUUCUCCCUCUGCAGGGCCCUUUUAAGAGCCAGCGUAGCAGUCACUGUGACCCAAAUGGCAGGUAGGAUGGCACUGGAAAUCGUGGCUCCCAUUCCUUCCACAUUAACUCUUUCCAGAACAGAAAAAUAAGCUUAUAUUGAAACAAUUCUCAAUAGGCUGUAUGAGAAGAUCCUGUAUAUUUCCACUGAGCAGAUGCCUUCAAUGCCUUCAUGGUUUAGUAGUUUCACCGCUAGUAGGAUCUGGAGAAUCAGUGGCUCACAAAGUCCAUGGGACAUUUCACCCCAUUGCUCCUUUCCACCACACCCGGCUCCCUCCGGAUCCCAACUCAUGAUGCUUCCGUCCGUUGAGAGACGAGACACUUCAGCCUCACUUUUGUGCAGACUGCUGGGUGUGCGCAUUUCACCUCUCUACCCAUGCCAGUUCUUUUGGCCUCAGGCCACACAUUUCAGUGUAAUAGCUCAGCACCACGCAUGCAUUUAUUUUCUGAUUAUACAGUAGCUAUAACCAAGGCAUGAAAACUUGUUAAAAGGCCAGGGCGCUAUUCAUGAGACACCUUACGGUGCAAUUUACUCUUAGAAAAACAAGUUGACUCCCCCCAGCGCCCACCCCACUCCACUUUAUAGAGGCUGUCGCACACAAAAGAAAAAGGGUGGAAAAUCUCAAGCACUUGGCAAACAGGCAAACAAAUUUGAUCAUCUCCCCUUUCCUCCUCCCUUUCGUGAAAUACAGUAUUUAUAUUUUCCAGCCUCAGAGAAGAUAGCAGAACAUGAUCUUUCACAAGAGAAUUAUAGACCUGCUUAUUAUAAAACAGAUGUGCUCUGAUGGCAAAGUGCCUUUUUCCCUCCGCCCCCAGCUCCCUGUCACUCUAGCUUACUUCUGCCUUUGCCGUAAUUAAUGUAUCUGUGAUUCCGACUGUCAGCGAGGCCGUCCCCAGCACACUGCAUUUGGGAGACCUGAAGUGCAAGGCCGUCUCCUCCCCUUCUAGCGUAUUCACUGUAUGUACAGAAUUUCCUGUCCCAUCUCACAGGCACCCAGGGCCAGACCCGCCGAAAGUCAGGGUGACAUUCUGGAUAUCUGUUCUCAAGGCCUCUGCUUUCACCGGGCCCAUUUAGAGGCCCUGCUGAAUAUUGGCAGUCCCUGUGAACUCAUAAGGAGAACUUUCCACCCACAUCGUUUUCUGCUUAUUUUGAAAAGGGGGGGGGGGUGGAAUGAAUGAGCUAUCAUCACCAGCUACCCAGAACUGGAACCGUACCCCAGCUGCUUCUGUUUUCUCUCCUCUUCGUGGAGCCCUGACAGCCCGGCCGGUGCCGGCCGCAGGCCCACAUGACACGCUCGGCCACCACCCCCCAAAUCUAAUAGGACAGAGCAGAGCCGGCUUAGGAGUUGGGUCUGCCACGAAAAUUCAAAAUUGCUAUUUUCAGCCCAGAAUGCCGUAGCGCACAUGAACGCCCUUACUGUUUUCAGCACUAACAAAUUACUUGGGGCACUGUAGGCAAUUGUUCCACUGCUUAGAAACUGUCGAAACAAAAGCAGAUCUGUGGAUUACCACCUCCUUAAGACCAGGCUAAUACCUGCUUUCCCUCAUGGUCCGUUUUUCAUCUCAUAUUAAAUAUCUUGCACAUAAAGCACAUGAGAAAAUGGCCAAUUAAUCUCGUAGAGCUGGCAGCCGACUCAGGGCAACCUCUUUUCUCUUGAAAGGCCCAUUCCCUGGUGUAUCACUUGAGGAAAUCCCUCCUCACAGUGCCAGAAACUCAUGUGUGAGACAGUCCAACCCUGGUGAAAUGUUGGCAUCUCACCCUGCAGUAAAGAGGCCAGUUCCUAAAAUAGACCUCAGUUUGCACCGCGGCAGGAAGGCCGCAAAGUACUUAAAAAGCAGUCAACUGGGAUGGGAGUCAUGUUCUCUCCAGGGCGGCUCUUUCUCGAAGUUGAAUGCUCUUUGUAUGAAAACCAUGUAAACUCUCAUCUUCCCCCUUUGCUUCAUUGCCUUUUCAGGGGACUGAUUUAUAGUUGUCUUCAUGUUUGUUGUGCUAAAGGGUAGUCUUUUUAGGAGCUUUAAUACUUGGUUAGCUGAGAAGGCAAUCGCUUUUGGAUUCUUCUAGAAUAGGCCUCUACCAAAAAGGGAAUAUCUCUAGGACUUGGGAUCUGUGGUUUCCAACCAACCCAGUGAUGUCCUUCAGACUCCCACUGAGGGACUGGGCCGUGAUUUCCUUCUGGCUGCAGUGACAGCCAAGCUGUUCAUACCGCUCUAGCUGCUGUAGGCAGCCUUUGCUAAGCUGGAAUGAGUGCCCUUGCAUGCGGUCUGGCCUCUGUUUUUGUCUCUGCAUCUGUACACACUGAACAUUGACACUGGAUAGUUUCUUCCCAUACUUUCUUGAAAAGGCUUGGCUUCCAAACCUGUGGCUUUCUUCUCUACCCAUUAGCCAGAAAAGGCCAUACGUAAAUUACUAUAUCAGGGUAGGACUUGCAAGAGGCCGCAAAUGUUUAGUAACAUUUUCUGCAGAGAGGCAUUAUCUGAGGAAGCCAAGGUACGCUCUGCUCCUAAUUUAGGGUUAAGCCAAUGCUGCUGUUCUUGUGUUUGGGCAGACUUCCUUACCUUCACUGAUCUGUGUUGAAAUCACUGGAUUGUGAAAUAAACCUUCAACUCCUGAUUCUAAUACUGCCUGGAGUCAACACAAAGGUGAUUUUAUUUUUUUUUUUACUUCUCCCGGUAAAGAGAGAUGCGUGCGGUUUCCCCUUUAUUUCUUGAGUUUUCUGCCUCACGACUAUCCUUCCUCUAAGAUAAUGUGAAAAAGCAGAGAAUUGGGGGCAAAACUGAGAGAAGUGAACAUGCCCUCGUUGGCCUGAAUUGAGUCAUCGGAAGCACUCUCCGUUUUCCUUUCCCUGGUCCUUGUUAACAACUGGGCAUUAACAACACAGCUCCGAGUGUUGUGUACCCUGCACCAUUCUUCUAACCCUCAGUUCUACCCUAGUAGAACUAACUGCCCGACUUGACUACUUGAACCCAGUGAUGGGUGAACAAGCCCUGCUCAGUUCAUCGGAACAGACAAAUGUGAUUUCUAUCAUGUGGGACAGUGUCUCGACAGUUAGGCCCCAGCACCCCAAGUCAUUGUUAAACUCUAGAUUAAAGUCAAAAGAAAAGUGUGGAACACCAUUCCAAGCACACCCGCAGUUGUCAGGGCUUUUAUUUUAAAUGGGCUCCAAGUGAUCACGCGAUAGGGCCCUCUCCCCCUACAGUGGCCUCCAGUGUGAUGGAAGGCUCUGUUAACCUCAAGUGAAAACACAGCUGCUGUUUUGCUUUGGUUCCUCCCUGUGGAAAGAGACACCAUCUUGUUAGAAAGGUCUGGAGUGAAGCCAGUUGUUACCCAGGUAGAAGAUUCAGGCGCUUGCAGCAACUCUUAGCACAGUAAGAUUCCCUGCUAGGCCACUGAGCUGCAGCCCAGCCUCUCUCCCCUUCCCUUGAUCUUCCUCGCCCCAGUCCUGAGCCCAGAUUCAGGCCUCAUGGCUGGUAAACUGGCUGGUGGACCACUGGGCCCUGUGGCUCCUUCUCAUGUUGGCCGUUGCAUUCGUUUCCUUUCCCCGUGGGAGUGCCUUACAGCACUGCCUAGUGUUUCUAGUCUAGACUCUCUGACCCGCUUGAGGCCUGCAGGACCCUUUGCCUCAAUACGGAUCACUUUGCUUCUUCCCUGCUGGCUGCUCUUUAGACAGGCAAGCUCGGAGCCUGCAUGUUCCACAAGCAUGUCAGACCUUUCACCUUCAUUUAACCUGGUGCCUUAUCCUCAUGAGUACAAGGAUUCCUGUUGGAAACACAUUGUCAAAUCAGACUGGUGGAAGUGCUACUUGGAGCCAUUGACACUUACCAGGAAGUACAAAAGUUACAACCACA
Messenger RNA from Balaenoptera ricei (Rice's whale), 7946 nucleotides. It is a transcript of the gene PLEKHM3, whose product is annotated as pleckstrin homology domain containing M3. Lineage: Eukaryota; Metazoa; Chordata; Mammalia; Artiodactyla; Balaenopteridae. The transcript has 8 exons. The coding region runs from base 471 to 2747 and encodes 758 amino acids. The record is from RefSeq and is a predicted model, not a curated record.